AUGGGGAAGGCAGAGGAUGAGCAGCCUUUGCCUAGUACAACUCUUGAUGCUCAAAGUGCAACUUCAAAUGCAGGGAACAGUAAUGGGUGCUGCUUGGGUUGCAGUAAGGUUGUCACUCUCAGAUGUAUAUUUGUUUUGGUGCUUAGUGUAGCAGUACUUCUAUCUGCCGUUUUUUGGCUUCCAUUCUUCCACUUUCGGGGUCAAAAGGAUCUGGAUCUGGAUUAUCCAGGUCAUGAUAUAGUGGCAAGUUUUAUUAUUAAGAAGCCAGCUUCUUUUCUCGACAAAUAUGUCAUACAACUCGAGAAUGAUAUUUUUGAAGAAAUAAGUUUUCCCAUGACGAAAGUGGAAAUAAUACAUUUAGCACCAGCUGGAUCAAACACAACAAAUGUUAUGUUUGCAGUUGAAUCUGAUUUUGAAGGAGGGAUUACUACCAGUCCUGAUCAGAAGGCAUUCCUUAUGCAGAAAGUUCAGAUCCGUUUCAACUUCACUUUGAACUUUUCCAUCGAUCAAUUACUGGACAAUUUUAAUGAACUUACCAGCCAACUGAAGUCUGGCUUACAUCUUGCUCCAUAUGAGAACUUGUACCUUAGCCUGACAAAUCUGAAAGGUUCCACUGUGGCUCCACCCACUACAGUUGAGACGCAAGUUCUUUUGGCAGUGGGAAAUCCCUCGAAAUCAAGGUUAAAGCAGUUGGCUAUAACCAUCACCGAUCCUCAUUCCAAAAAUCUUGGACUGAAUAACACUGUAUUUGGCCGGGUUAAGCAAGUUCGUCUUUCGUCUAUGCCCCUCGUCAAUGAUACCUCACCAUCUCCAUCUCCAUCUCCAUCUCCGGCUCCUCUGCCACCAUCCAACCACCACCACCACCACCACCAUGAUGCUACUCUUGCUCCCAGUAUUUCACCUGCACCAUCAAUGGGCAAAAGUGGAUCUGAAACUGGGAAAGGAUCAUCAGAGCCUGCGCCAGUGCCUGCACCUGCUCCGGGGAAGAGUCAAGUGGCAAAGCCUCCCGGUUGUCAUUCUGGUUACAAAAAUAGGUUCCCCCAGAAACCCAAUGAGCAUUCUCAUGGUACACCUACAGCACCUCCAGUUUAUGCACCGCGUGUUGCUCCUUCACAACCGCCUCAGCAAUCUAAUCCACAAAAACCUGAUUUACCUCCAGUUCCAGCUGCAAGCCCAUUAUCGAGUGUAGCUUAUGAUCAUAUUCACCCCCCAUCAAAGGGUGAUUAUGCAGGGCCUCCAGAUGUAAUGCCAUUAGUUUCACCUGCACUGUCUCCAUCCUCUGCAGGUACCUUUUCGUCUAAUUUAUGGGCUUUUCCGCUGUUUCUACUCUUAAUGCAUUUGUGGCAGCAGAGAAUGUGA
This is a messenger RNA of Fraxinus pennsylvanica, 1359 nucleotides long. The record is from the annotation of a GenBank genome assembly. NCBI's taxonomy places the organism in Eukaryota, Viridiplantae, Streptophyta, Magnoliopsida, Lamiales, Oleaceae.